UGCAGCUUUCAUUUGAAGAAGCCUUGUGUUGAUGUUUACAUUUAUAUUUCAACAUCUGUUCAUCUUUCCUAACUGUACAACAUGAAAUAUUUCCCAUUUUAAUGUUUGAUGUACUCAACAGCACCGUUAGAACAAUCUAGUUGAAGAAAUAAAGUCCAAAUUUGCUGUGAAACUAUGAAAAUGAACUGAGAAGCUGUAAUAAAUGAAUGUUAGUGUUUAGUGUUCCAGAUGGCCAUAAGUUGAGACAUUACCUUCUGAACAAAUCUAGGAAAUAAAUUAAGACAAAAGAAGAAUCAGCAGACAUGACAAGAACUAAGGAAAGGUUUCUUCAUGACAAACCUCUCAAUACCAUUUUCUAUGAGCACUCUUCCCACCAAAACAUACUUUUAGAAGGUUUGAACUCACUAAGACUCAAGGAAGAACUCCUGGACAUAACCCUAGUGAUAGAAGGGACUGUCUUCAGGGCGCACAAGGCGGUGUUGUCGGCUUGCAGCGACUACUUCAGGGCCAUGUUCACCGAUAACAUGCUGGAAGCUAGGCAGAACGAGAUUUGCUUAAAUGGCAUCACCGCAAAAGGUUUUAAUCAACUAUUAGAGUACGCCUACACAGCCAGGCUAGCCUUGAACUUAGCCAAUGUACAGGAUGUCCUAGAGGCUGCCUCUCAUGUCCAGAUGGUCAACUGUAUCCAAGCUUGUUCUAAUUAUUUACAGUCUCAAAUCGACCUGGAUAACUGCGUGGAUAUCGCUACGAUAGCGGAGACAUAUUCAUUGACAGUUCUGAAAACGAAGGUUUACAGGUAUAUGAGUGGACAUCUUCUGGAGUUUUCAAAUAGUCCUGAAUUUUACAGACUGACACCUGUACAACUAGAAAAUUUGCUUGCCUAUGAUUUUCCCGUAGAUUGUUCUGAAGCGGAUGUACUGAGGAUAGUACUAGCCUGGUUUUUUCAUGUAGACAACCACGAGUUAGACGUUCGGAUAGAGUACGCAGUUAGGAUAAUAAAGUACAUUCAUUUUAACGAAAUUUCUAAAAGAAAGCUGGAUAGUUUGUUGGAUAAAUUUUUCGAAAACAGAAACUACGAGUUCCAGAUACUGAACAAAAUAAUUUUGCAGCAGAUGUACUUGCAAACGGGUAGUACUAGGUCGCAGUUACCUACAAUUGUUGGUACGCUACUGAAUUCUAGGGGCAUGGAGAUGGCGGUAUUAAAAAUAGGAGGCUUCGGUAUGAGCGGUAUAACGAACGAAAUCACGUAUUGUUUUGCGUCGGAAAGGAAAUGGAAGCAUUUGACGUCCAUACCGCACGUGGAACAGUGUAAUUAUGGUACUUCUGUCUUCAAUAACGAAUUGUACAUUGUCGGAGGCUGCUUCAACCAGUCUUUGCAAGAAAAUGUCCAUCCUUUUGGUUUCAAAUACAAUCCAAGGAGUAACAAAUGGACUACGAUGUCUCCCAUGAAAAUAGAACGAUGUAGAUUUAGUUUGAAUGUGAUAGGUGACGUUUUGUAUGCUGUCGGAGGUAUCAGUGAGGAGGAUGCCACUUGCACUUGCGAAUGUUACAAUCCUGCAAGGGACGUUUGGUAUAUGAUCUCGGAUUUGCCGGUACACAUAAGUCAGCACGCUGGGGCCGGUAUUGAAUCGUCGUUUUCCAGCAAGUUAUACAUUAGCGGAGGCAUUGACAGGGAUUAUGUGUGCAUGUCAAAGGUUUACUGCUAUGAUACGAUAUUGGAGAAAUGGUCUGCUUGCGCCCUGUUGUUGAAGCCACGAGCGGAUCACGUGAUGCUGGGUAUAGGAAAAUAUUUGUAUGUUUGUGGAGGCUGGACACAAGAAGAGAAUGCUAGAGCACUGCUGGACACUAUAGAGCUUUAUGAUCCUGAUACCAACACUUGGACGGAAAUUACUAAGGUACCGACUCCAAGGUACCACGCGGGUAUAGUUUGCGUGGAGAACAAGAUCUACUUCAUUGGCGGGUUCCACAGCGACGCCAUGUUUGACAGAGACACGGCGGCCAUAGAGUAUUAUGACAUAGACACCAAAAUGUGGACUGUGGAGAACAAAUACCCCCAAGACGUGUGGGAACAUACUUGCGUCACGUUGUGCAUACCCAAGUGUAGAGAUGAUAUGGAGGUGAUACCUGCAGCUGAGAGUUUCGUUUAGAUAUACAGGGUGAUCGUAAAUAAGUGUCCAUCAUUUUUUUUAUUUGCCAUUUGAGCCAUUGAAUGAAAGGACCAAGGAAAGGGUAUUUUAAUCAUUAAUAACAUUUAAUGUUAUUAAUGAUUAAAAUUGUUAAAUAUACCGUAUGAUCGAAUAAAAACGGCGUCAGCGAUGGCUAUGAAAUGAAGAUCGCUGUCAU
This is a messenger RNA of Sitophilus oryzae (rice weevil), 2343 nucleotides long. Its product is annotated as kelch-like protein 26. The coding region runs from base 303 to 2147 and encodes 614 amino acids. The transcript has 11 exons. Lineage: Eukaryota; Metazoa; Arthropoda; Insecta; Coleoptera; Curculionidae. Gene Ontology annotation, molecular function: protein binding. The record is from RefSeq and is a predicted model, not a curated record.